CCGCGCCCGUGCAGUGGCAGCCGCGGCCGCCUCCUGCCUGCUCGCGGGGGGAAAGAGGACGCGCGCGAGUCUGGGCGUCCCCGCCCCGCCUGCGUCGGAGCCAUGAACCCCAACUGCGCCCGGUGCGGCAAGAUCGUGUACCCCACGGAGAAGGUGAACUGUCUGGACAAGUUCUGGCAUAAAGCAUGCUUCCAUUGCGAGACGUGCAAGAUGACUUUGAACAUGAAGAACUACAAGGGCUAUGAGAAGAAGCCCUACUGCAACGCACACUACCCCAAGCAGUCUUUCACCAUGGUGGCCGACACCCCGGAAAACCUCCGCCUCAAGCAACAGAGCGAGCUCCAGAGUCAGGUGCGCUACAAGGAGGAGUUUGAGAAGAACAAGGGCAGAGGCUUCAGCGUGGUGGCAGACACCCCCGAGCUCCAGAGAAUCAAGAAGACCCAGGACCAGAUCAGUAACAUAAAAUACCACGAGGAGUUUGAGAAGAGCCGCAUGGGCCCCAGCGGGGGCGAGGGCGCGGAGCCCGAGCGCCGGGACUCCCAGGACACCAGCAGCUACCGACGGCCUCCGGAGCAGCAGCAGCAGCCGCCGCAGCCACACCACAUCCCAACCAGCACCCCUGCCUACCAGCAGCCGCAGCCGCAGCAGGUGGCCCAGUCCUACGGCUACAAGGAGCCUGCAGCCCCGGUCUCCGCCCAGCGAGGCGCCCCAGGCGGGGGUGGGAAGCGGUACCGCGCCGUGUACGACUACAGUGCCGCCGAUGAGGAUGAGGUGUCCUUCCAGGACGGGGACACCAUUGUGAACGUGCAGCAGAUCGAUGACGGCUGGAUGUACGGCACGGUGGAGCGCACCGGGGACACGGGCAUGCUGCCCGCCAACUACGUGGAGGCCAUCUGAGCCCCCGCGCCCCGCCCCCUCUGUCUGCAGCGCAUUCCACGGCAUCCAUCCGUCCCGGGGCGUGGCCCGUCCACCCUGCAGUGUCCCUGUUAGCAUCCUCGACAGCUCGUGUGCCCCACCCUCCUCCAGCUUCUUCAGCCAGCUGAAGCCUCCUGCCACAUGCGCGGGCUCCCUCCUCGGCAGGUCUUCCCCUUGACCCAUGUCUUGGUUUUUCUCUCUGGAUGGAGCAGGCCUGGAGGAGAUCUCUUGGCUCCCGGGCCUUGCCUGCCUCUCUCCUGCCCUCUCCGACCCUCCUGCCCUGCCCCUCACACCCCCAAACAUUCCAGGGAGCCCCUGACCCAGGCCCCACCAGGGCGUGGCUCCCUUGCAUUGUCUAGAGUGGGAGUCCACUUCCAUGGUGCCCACCCUGGGGCUGGGGCUCCGCCCUGUGCAGGGCCCAAGGCGGUGGGCUCUACCUCUCUGUCUCAAGGAGGGGGCUGCCGGCCCACUGAGGGUUCUCCCUCACCACCCUCCCCCUCCUCCAGGGCAACAGCAAAGGGAGUGGGGUGCUCACUUGGGGUGAGCCCACACCCCCCAACAUGUGUUCCUUUUGGCCACGUAGACCCGGGGUGAGCAGAGAGCUCCCACGGGCAGCGCCGCUGGGGCCUUUCCCUAUGUUUAGGGGCGGCCGCAGGAGGGAGGGCUGCAGGGUGUUCUGUCCGUAUUCCCACCCCUGAUCUUGGGACCCUCACUGCCUCCCUGGAGGCUGGGUCCUGCAGGUAGGGAAAGGACCCCCUGGGGGUCCUGUGGCCUGCACCCCAGCCCCAGCCCCCAGGUUCUGGGUGAGGUGGGUGGCUCCUCCCUGCUGGAGGGAGGCGGUCUCAGGGCCUUCCUGGCCGCCCCUCCCCAGCCCAGUGCCUCAUGGACUUGGAGCUGGGCCAGGCCACCGGGACCCUCCAUGUGCCCAAGGCUGCCUGUGUCUGUGCCCAGUGUAGGGGAGCGUCAGUACGUGUCCGCAGUGGGUGCCCAGGGCCCCCUCCCCCGAUCCCCAGCUCCAAGCCCACCGUGGGAGGGGAGAGACAUUGCUAACGGUUUCCUGGAGUGGAAAUUCCUGCUCUGCUCCCCUCUCUGAACGGAGGGAGCUGCCCUGCCUACUCCGGAGCGGAGCGGCCCGGCUGCGGAGCGCUGGGCAGACUCAAGGGCGGGGCGUUGCGUUGCCCUAGCUCGUUCCCAGCCUGUUGUCUCCCCCAUCUCUGUGUCCUCCCCCUCACUUACACAGAACCCCCUGGAAGCAGGGGCAGGAUUCCAGGGCUACAGAACUGGAAGCCCGGACGCUGGGGGUGAGGACGGGAAAGACGGUGCUAUCUCCACGUCCCCUCCGACUCGCGGGGGGCGGGGCAGCCCUCGCCUGGCCUGAUUCAUCUCUGGGCUUUCUCGUCGCCCCUCCAGACACCCCCCUCCCCAUGUCACCUUGAGUCUCACAGGCCACACGGCUGCCCGCCCUGCAGCUGAAGGCCGGGCGUCUUCUCGGGACUUGGUUUGGGAACAUUUGCCCAAGGAAAUGACUGGGUGAGGAGCCCUGCCCCCAACAAUCCUCUCUGCCCCCCCCUCCCCCGGUGAGGCAGGUGGGUGUCAGGUUGGCUCUUGGGGGUUGGGGAUGAGAGAGCACUGAUCCAGUCCAUUUCCUCUUGAUCUCAAAGCACAAUGGAUUUGGGGACCAAAGGACAAGGGCACCCCCUGUUGGAGGACUUGCGGGCAGGAGGGGGCCCCCCUGGGAGCAAGCAGCCGCCUGUUUUCAUUCAGCUCAAUUUUUCUUCCAAAGCAAGGCAGGCCCGCCACUGGAAUCUUGUGCCAGCCCCUCCCAUCCUAAACGUAGGGGACACCUUACACGCCCCCAGAGCGAGGAGAGGAGGGACUGUCACUGGUGCUGAGGGGCCCAGGGGCUGCCAGGAGUCCAUGUCCCUUCCCAAAACCCCCCGGGCUGGGGCUGAGCCCCUGGUUUUCUGGUGGCCUUCGCAGAGGUCUUUUAGCCAGUAGCCCCAGGACAAAAAAACACGCGUCAAAGCUAGAAUGUGAAUUCAACUUUGUGGACCAAUAAUAAAAUACAAACAGCCCCACGGCGAGUGAGAGCGUGAGAAAUGUGAAUUCUCUCAACACUGCUUCCUGCCCCCUCCCACCCCUUCAGGUACCCCAGGGAAAACUCUUGCUUCAUUUCUGCCUCCCCCCCCCCCACAUAUGCACUUUGGGGCCUUUUUUAUAGCUGGAAAAAAAAGCAAAAUGAAAUAGCACCCCCAAACCUGUAUUUAAAGGACACCGAGGUGGUGGCCGUGUGGCACUCGCCCUGUCCCGACGUUUCAUCCGUGUGUGUGACGCCACCACUCAUCUUUUUAUAUGGGGUUGUUGUCUUCCUGCGUCUGUUUCGGUCCCCUCGCUCGUGGGCUUGUGCUCGGGAUCAAAUCUCUCUGGCCUGUUAGGAUUCUGAACGUUUGACUUGAACCACAAGUGAAUCUUUCUCCUGGUGAUUCAAAUAAAAGUCUAAUUUUUACCUGC
Messenger RNA from Lepus europaeus (European hare), 3426 nucleotides. It is a transcript of the gene LASP1, whose product is annotated as LIM and SH3 protein 1. Gene Ontology annotation, cellular component: focal adhesion. Bases 103 to 897 code for a protein of 264 amino acids. Gene Ontology annotation, molecular function: actin filament binding. The transcript has 7 exons. Lineage: Eukaryota; Metazoa; Chordata; Mammalia; Lagomorpha; Leporidae. The record is from RefSeq and is a predicted model, not a curated record.